AUGGAUUCCGACUCCCUGGAACUCAGCUUGGGCACUGAAAAACAAUGCUAUAUCCCUCCAAGCAUCACCCACUUUCUGAAUCACCUUUCCAGGAUCAGAGAUGUUUCUAAGAGGCUAGCUGAGUUGAACGACUAUGUGAGCAAGUUGGAGCAGGAGAUGCGCAAGCUGGAUGCCUUAAAACGCAAUCCUCAACGCUGCAUGCUGCUUCUCAAGGAUGCUGUUGAGUUUCUGAAAAAGGAAGGAGAGAAGAUGAAGCGAGAUAUAGAAUUUAAAGAACCUAAAUGGCCUGUGCUGAAGGAGUUUCUGCCAUUAAAGAGAAGCUUUAAUGAGGAGGAACACAGGGCAGUACCCAUGGAGAAAGAAUAUGGCAGAGAAGAGGAGAACCUGACGAUGAAUUGUCACUAUGAAAAGAGACAUAAAUCCACCCUUGCAAUUCCCAAGCCCUGCAAAUUGAGCAUAGGAGGAGGAGGAGCAUUCACACCAUUCAAGGCAACAAUGGCGAAAACAGAAGUGGCCAAGGAGGUGGCGGAAGAGCCAGUUUUAUCCCUUCUUCUGCCUGGAACCCAGAAUUCAAGGCCCCAACUGGGUAACAACCAUCUUCUUCCAGAGCCCUACAACAACGCUGCCGAUGGAACCCAGACUGAAAGGCUUGAACUGGGUUACAACUACCCUGUUCCCAAGAACAAUGACAUAGGCAAAGGUGUUGCCCAUCAUCAGCCGUUUAAUCCACAGGCAGUGCAACAACACCAGGCAAUCUGGAAGAACAACAGAAGAUGCUGGUCACCAGAGCUGCAUGCUAGAUUCAUGGCCGCCAUGGACUUUCUUGGUGGUCCUGAAGGUUACAUAUCAUGA
This is a messenger RNA of Vitis riparia (riverbank grape), 852 nucleotides long. RefSeq names its product transcription factor HHO5-like. The record is from RefSeq and is a predicted model, not a curated record. The coding region runs from base 1 to 852 and encodes 283 amino acids. The transcript has 3 exons. Lineage: Eukaryota; Viridiplantae; Streptophyta; Magnoliopsida; Vitales; Vitaceae. Gene Ontology annotation, molecular function: DNA-binding transcription factor activity. Gene Ontology annotation, biological process: regulation of DNA-templated transcription.